Rhinichthys klamathensis goyatoka is the source of this 978-nucleotide messenger RNA. It is a transcript of the gene snrpb2, whose product is annotated as small nuclear ribonucleoprotein polypeptide B2. NCBI's taxonomy places the organism in Eukaryota, Metazoa, Chordata, Actinopteri, Cypriniformes, Leuciscidae. Bases 43 to 702 code for a protein of 219 amino acids. Gene Ontology annotation, cellular component: U1 snRNP. Gene Ontology annotation, molecular function: U1 snRNA binding. The transcript has 7 exons. The record is from RefSeq and is a predicted model, not a curated record. Gene Ontology annotation, biological process: mRNA splicing, via spliceosome.
GCAGUUUCCGCCUGAAUUCAGCAGUGUGUGAAAUUAUUAAUCAUGGACAUACGACCGAAUCACACCAUCUACAUCAACAAUGUUAACGAUAAGAUCAAGAAAGAAGAGCUGAAGAGAUCGCUGUACGCCUUAUUCUCGCAGUUUGGCCAGAUUAUGGACAUUGUUGCUCUGAAGACUGCGAAGAUGAGGGGUCAGGCGUUUGUGAUCUUUAAAGAGCUUUCUGCAGCCACCAAUGCCCUCAGACAACUGCAGGGAUUCCCCUUCUACAACAAACCCAUGCGAAUCCAGUAUGCAAAAACUGACUCGGACCUGGUCUCUAAGAUGAGAGGCACGUAUGGAGAUAAAGAAAAGAAGAAAGAGAAGAAAAAGAAAGCCCUGGAACAGGCGGCCAAUCUCAACAAGAAACCAACGGGAUCCGUAAACAACCAACCUCCUCCACCGGCCACAGUCCAGGUCCCUGACAACCCACCGAAUUAUAUUCUGUUCCUGAAUAAUCUCCCAGAAGAAACCAACGAGAUGAUGCUCUCCAUGUUAUUCAACCAGUUUCCUGGGUUUAAAGAAGUGCGUCUGGUCCCUGGAAAGCAUGACAUUGCGUUUGUGGAGUUCGAGAGCGAGACUCAAGCCGGAGUCGCGAAAGACGCGCUACAGGGAUUCAGGAUUACAGCGACGUGUGCCAUGAAGAUCACUUACUCUAAAAAGUGACCCGGCUCACACUCAUUUCCCGGGAAAUGCAGAUUGUACUGGACUGUGUCUGAGGCUUUAUCAGUGGAUCCUCGGUUCGGAUUUGUGUUUGUCUUUUUCAGUCAGUGAGUCUAAUCUUUUUUUAAAACCUUUGUUCAGUGACCGUUUCAAAAAAAAUUGUGAGUGGAAAUUAUUUGGUCACUGAGGAACAUUAUGAUAUUCCAGGACAGAACUUUAUUUUGUAUUGUAGACUAAUAAAAUUAGCCUGUAAAAUAAAUCUUAACUUGCCCUCCCAAA